Messenger RNA from Mycena indigotica, 3753 nucleotides. RefSeq lists its product as uncharacterized. Gene Ontology annotation, molecular function: protein binding. The transcript has 17 exons. The record is from RefSeq and is a predicted model, not a curated record. Bases 1 to 3753 code for a protein of 1250 amino acids. Lineage: Eukaryota; Fungi; Basidiomycota; Agaricomycetes; Agaricales; Mycenaceae.
AUGAAUUCCUACCCGCCAGAGUUGCUAACGCAACUCGCUCCUAUAAUGUUUGUCGCUGGUCUCGACACGCCGCAGGUCGUGCAAAGCCCAACGACUCCAACUACCCCGCGACUUCAGCAGCAGGAUUCGUUCACUCUUCUCACCAGUCGGCUCAAAGAAGCUUUCCUUGCCCAACGCAAGGUGGCCAUAUGGCAGCCUGACAAGCACAAGACGUUUCAGAUAAUUUCCGUCGACGCCUCAGUCCGCUUCCCUCCGCGAAAGCUGGUACCCCCGGACGACCCCCAAUAUUCUUCCCUGCAUUCUCCACUUUCCCCUCUUACACCAUCGUCGCCAUUGCAUCCAGAUGGUCUCAUCGCCCCGAUAUGGAUAAGAAAACACACAACGCUCGUACCUUCCGUGUUUGUCCUCUUCAUGCGGAUUUAUGAGUACCCACCACACACUCCCCGGUCUCCUCUUGACCCGCCGGACCCUGACAGGGAUCGGGAUAGAGAGUCUGAAGAACGAAGACGCGACUCGGAGCUGGCAGCAGAGAUUGCGUUGAGAAAGAAAAGUACGAAUGAGCGCAACAUCAAACUGACCGUUGUUCUCAUGGCCAGUAGACGGCUCUUAGACGAUCCUACACUAGACGGAAGAUUGACGUUUAUUCGACGACAAAGCGGGCUGGAUUCUCGAGCUGCCCUAUUUGUGCUCAGUCCAGUUAGUCAAGCGGAGUUGGGCGAAUUUGUAAAGAGUCUGCAGCAAGCCCUCUAUGAGCCUGCUCUUGAAUACUACAUCGCGCACUCAAAGCGUGUGAGACGGAAGCGGAAUCGACAUUCACAGACAGCUUCCUCUUAUCCAACACCACAUACGCCAAUAGGAACGGCAGGACUCGGUCGACCUUUGCGACCGGAGGGUUGGACUGUGCGCUACGAAUACAAGAUGGCAUGUUUUGCAGAGUUUAGAGGCGAAGACGAUAUUGCUCUCAAGCAUUACCAGGAUGCUUAUGCUAUGUUGGUCAUCAUGUUCGGAUCGUCUAUGAUGCUCCCUCCAAGGACAAAACGGUGGGCUGAGGCGAAGGUGAUUGCAGACUGCAUCAACAUCAAAGUCGUGAAACUAUACUUGUACAAUAAUGAGCAUGCGCUGGCGCUGUCACACCAUAACACGCACAUCCGUAAAUUCGGAGACUUUUCUCGUGGCUGGGGUAUCGGCGAAGAGACCUUCGAGUUCUGGGGCUGGGUAGCCCGACAGCAUCGCGUGCUUGCAGAGCUUUUGGAACACGGGACGCAGUCUAAAUUAGUUAUUCCAACCCAUCGAUCGACAUUAUUGGCGCAAAAGCCACCAGUCGCCCCACCAGCUAGCGCUUUGGAAGCAGAAACUAUGCGAACAAUGGGUAUCAAUCCCAGCCAUGCUCUUCAGCACCCAGGUUACUACUAUUACAUGGCCGCCAAAUGCACUGAAGCAAGGCGCGAGCGAUAUCUGGUAGCACUAGACGCUGAGGCAACCCAGGAGCAACCGUCAACCGGCUUUGCCAACGAGAAGAAAGUUGAUCAUUUGACGAUCAUCCUUGAACUCUAUACCAAAGCUUACGAGUUGUUUAAGAAGUAUUCGUCACCCAAAGUCGAAAGCUUGUCGCAAAGUCGGCUUACUCUUUGGAUUGCAUAUCGCAUUGGGCAAACAUACUACGAGUCUGGCAAGUUCGACAUGGCUGUUCGUUUCUUUGAACGGAUAGCCAAGAACUAUCGGCGCGAACGGUGGGGCUCUUUACUUAGGCCCCUCCUUGCGACAUGGUAUGCGUGUGCGCGCCAAAUGGGUGACGUCGAGCUGAGCAUUCGUUUACUAAUCGAAAUGCUGGGUUAUGGCGUGGAAUCUUCAGAUGAACCGACCGCGUUGGAGGAGGAUUUGUUGGCGGUGUUGAAGAGCUCGGUCCCUUCCUCACCCAAUCCGGAGCCAAUGGUUGUAGAACUUUCCGAAUCGCAACCGAUAUUCUCGUCUAGUGUGGUUUUCUGGUCUCCCGAAGUCAAAGUGAAGGGUGUGGCGGCAUUCCAAAUAUGUUUAGCCGCUCCAGCAGAGACAAGUAUUGCGUCUUUACCGAUAGCCAGUGUCGAAAUCCACCUCUCGAAUGGUUUGCCUGCUGUUGUGGUGCAACACGAAACGACAUCGGAGGCCAUGCCCCUCGUCCAACGAGUUGACCUCGGAAUGAUUUCAAAUGGCGCGGUCAACCCUCUCAAUGCGAACCUACGAUGGGCUGCUGGCUCGAUCUUUGUUUUCACCGGAAUGCUAUCUUCGGAGGUCCCAACUUCUUUCAAGAUUACGCAGCUUGUGUUGACACUGACAGAAGGUCCUUGGACUAUUCGAAUUCCAUUCGAUGCCGUAGGCCAGAAUCCUUCUACGCGAUGGUUGAGCUCCAUUGACCCUCCUUGCUUCAUCCCCAUCAACAGGGAAGACUGCACUUCCGUGUCUGUUCGCCAUCGUUCCCAUGACAUCUCCCUCUCACUGUCUCAUAAGGCACCUGCAUAUCUGGACGAAAACUAUCCUAUCCUUGUGCAGGUGACCAACUCGGAUGAUCGCGAAUUGGAGGUUACUGGAGAUGUUUUGCUGCAACCCACUGACAUCGAAGGCGCCGAAAACUGGAUCGCUCUAGAUGAUGAACGCUCGUCGAGCCUCAUCAAGGGAAUCAGCUUCGGUGUCCUCCAGCCUGGUGUCAGUGCAGUCAAGACGUUAUACCUAAUCAGUACUGGAGGCGCAGGGGAUCGUAUGCUCGAUAUAUCGAUACAGUCUGUUGCGGUUGCCGCUACCCCAACAGAGAAUCCCGACAUGACAGAAACACUACAGACUCUUGUUAUUCCCACUUCCGAAGCGAUCAAGGCCGAUUUUAAUGUCGUGUACAAACGGACGCGUGGGAAGUCUGCUGGCCCAGGAGACUUGAGGACGUAUGACCACGAUUUCUGGGAUGAUGCGAGUGGCGGAGAGGCGACUGUGACGGCACGCUUGAGUUGUCCUGGUCCGUGGGGCCUCAAAGUCGUUAGCAUGACACUCGUCCGACAAGACAAUGAUCACGCUAGAGUCGUUGACUCUGCUCUGGACUUCGAUAACGACAUUGCCUCAGAAUAUUUGUCUGGCGACGAGUUCUCAGAUGCCUGCCGCAUCAGUCUCAACAUUGAUGACGAUGAUCUGAACCUUGAGGAACAAGCGAUUGUUGGUCCUGGAAGAUAUGAGAUCACUUGGAAAAGGAUACUGGACGCGCAGAGGCAAGGUCCUUUAACAACAAGCGUCUUCCCACUACCACCGCUACGGCCGCCAAUGGAUGGCCUGAUUGCAAUACUCGAUGUGCCUGCAACUGCACAACUGCACGUUCCGAUUACCCUAACCAUCACCGUUCGAAAUGGCCAGCCUACCCGCUCAGCAAACGUGACCGUUCAGCUCGAUCCGGAUGCAGAAGACAGCUUUGUAAUCGCUGGACUCCGCAGUGGUCGAAUUCCAAUCUUGCUGCCAGGCGACGAGGAAACCAUUCAGUGGCGGCUAAUCCCAAUCGAAUGCGGAUAUGUCAAAGUUCCGCGCCUGAAGAUUAUGGACAAGCGGCGUGCAAUACCCACCGCACAACGAGAGUCAAACGCGAGUUCCGAGAUGGAAACCGAGGGCGAUGUGGUUAGGAUUGUUGACGCCAGACUAAAUCGGGCAAGUGAGAGGAAGAUCGUUUUGAAUGGGCGGGUCAGCGUGGAGACGACUGAGCCCGAUACCAGCCAGUACAUAGGUUCUGUGUUGGUCCUUCCCUGA